Molecule: messenger RNA, 1506 nt
Organism: Cynara cardunculus var. scolymus (artichoke)
Lineage: Eukaryota; Viridiplantae; Streptophyta; Magnoliopsida; Asterales; Asteraceae
Product: protein DETOXIFICATION 51-like
Exons: 1
Coding region: 1-1506 (501 amino acids)
Biological process (GO): xenobiotic detoxification by transmembrane export across the plasma membrane
Cellular component (GO): membrane
Molecular function (GO): xenobiotic transmembrane transporter activity; antiporter activity
Source: RefSeq, a predicted model, not a curated record
AUGUGUAGUCCAGACACCACCUUUUCCAUGAACAUUUCUGAUCCACCACCACCCAAACCCCAGGAAUCUUGUCACCAUCUUCCUACACUUUCAGAGAUCAUCCAUGAAAGCAGAGCACUGUUUCAGCUCUCGGCUCCCAUCGCCUUGACUGCUCUCAUCCUCUACACGCGCUCCAUACUCUCUAUGUUGUUCCUCGGCCAUCUCGGUGACACUGAGCUUGCCGCCGGAUCAUUAGCCAUAGCUUUCGCUAACAUCACCGGCUACUCUGUUCUUUCCGGCUUGGCUCUUGGCAUGGAGCCGCUCUGUUCCCAAGCUUUUGGGGCCCAGCGCCGUCACCUUAUAUCCCUUACGUUACAUCGGACCGUUAUCUUCCUACUUGUUGUCUCCAUACCCAUUACAUUUCUUUGGAUUAAUACGUCAUCAAUUUUCAUUUAUUUACAUCAAGACCCUAACAUCACACGUUUGGCUCGCACCUAUCUCUUCUUCUCCAUACCCGAUUUGCUAUCCAACUCAUUUAUCCACCCGACCCGUAUUUACCUUCGGGCUCAAGGCAUCACUUACCCCCUUACCUUUGCAUCACUCGUCGGUACCAUCGUCCAAUUGCCGCUAAAUUACAUGCUGGUUUGGCGGCUCCAACUUGGUGUGGCGGGCGUGGCCGCCGCGUCCUCCAUGUCGAAUUUUGUUGUUUUGGUGGUGUUGGUGGUUUAUGUGUGGUGGGCUGGGUUGCAUUUGCCUACAUGGUCUAACCCAACCCACGAAUGUUUAACCGGGUGGGGACCGUUGAUUCGGCUGGCAACGCCGAGUUGUGUUUCGGUGUGUCUUGAGUGGUGGUGGUACGAAAUCAUGAUCGUGCUCUGCGGCCUCUUGGUUGACCCGCAGGCCACCGUUGCAUCUAUGGGUGUGUUGAUUCAGACGACUGCAUUAUUGUAUGUUUUUCCAUCGUCACUUGGGUUUGCGGUUUCGACCCGGGUUGGAAACGAGCUCGGGGCAAACCGGCCCGAAAAAGCCCGAAUCUCGGCAUUUAUAUCCAUAUCUUUAGCUGGUCUUAUGGGCUUAUCCGCAAUGAUAUUUGCAACAUCAACGAGAAAAACAUGGGGUCAAAUGUUUACGAACGAUUCAAAUAUAUUACGGUUAACAUCUCUCGCCCUACCUAUUAUCGGGCUAUGCGAGCUCGGGAACUGUCCGCAAACAGUUGGGUGCGGGGUUGUUCGUGGGAUUGCACAACCCACCACUGCAGCCAACAUAAACCUUGGGGCAUUUUAUAUGAUCGGAAUGCCUGUUGCUUUGGGUCUCGGGUUUUGGUUCCGGGUCGGGUUUGUUGGGCUUUGGCUGGGCUUGCUUUCGGCCCAAGUUUGUUGUGCUGGUCUGAUGUUGUAUGUGGUGGGGACAAUAGAUUGGGAACACCAAGCAAAGAAGGCAGAGACGUUAACAUGCAACGAGGGUGCAGACGGAGCAACACCACAUGAAAACGAACCACGGCCGAACCGGAUAAUUAUGACGACAUAA